AUGGAGGUAAGAAGUGUGCUAAUCUACUGCAUCUUCUUGAGUGCUAACUAUGCAGCUAUUGCUCUGAAUAUCCACGACUUCAGGCUGAAUGCGACUAUAAGUGACUUAAUAACCCAUUCCCUGAGCAGUUGUAUCGCUGGUAACCCAAAGCAGUUCCAACUUGGAAGCAACAUUUUGUUCUCUGAAUUCAUAACAAGUGAGGAUGAGAGCAUACACAUUGUUGACUUUUUUCUCAAAGCUUUGGGAUCCCAACGUAAGUUGAUUCAUAACAAUAUUUUGAGCGAAGCUGGUAAGAGAUAUGAAAAUUUUGCCGGCAGCUUUCCAGAUACUUUGAUUAUACAUAUCGAACAUGAAGAAGAUUUAAAAAAUAACGAUAUGUUUUUUCAUCCAUUUGACACCAGCAAUCCAACUGUCAUUGUGAUAUGUACUAAUGCAUCUUCGAAACCAGAUAGACUAGCAAGACAUAUUUUUAAUGUGACUUUGGCGAGACGCUUGUUAAAUACUAUGAUUUUGCUUCCUGAACCUAGCAAUAUCACAACAUUCAAUAUAUACAGUUGGUCAUCAAAAAAAGGGCCUUGCUUAAAGUCCAUAAAGGUGCAAAAAGUGAAUAGUUGCAGCUUUGGCAAUAUGGCAACAAUUGAGAAGAUUAUCAGUACAAGAAGGAUGUUUAACAAAUGUACCUUGAAUGUGGGCUAUAAGAUAUCUCCUCCUCAUGUUAUAGAGAUAAAUCAAACCCUUACAGGAAUCGAAGUUGACCUUUUAAGUUUACUAAGUGAGAAACUUGGAUUCCAACUUAAUUUCAAUGAUAGCAUGACGGUUGGUGACGCAGGAGGGAAACAGGUAGAAGCUUUGAUGAACAAAUUGGAGAACCAUGAAAUAGACUUCGCGAUUGGACGUUUAGUAAGGAAAGAAAGUAGAUGCAUUCCUUUUGACUGUAGUCAAACAAUCAAUUUGAAAUAUCAACCUGUUUGGUGUGUACCUCGUGUACCAGACCGAAUGGGAAGUGCUUUGGCAGGUUACAUCUGGAACGAUGUUUGGAUCUAUGUGUUGAUGUUAUAUUUAUCUCUGACCAUCUGCACUUGGUUUGUUAGCCGUUCCCAAGACAGUUACUUCAAGUAUUUGCAUAAUAUAAUGUUCGCUUACUUUGCAGCAAUAUUCCUGGUUGCUCAAAAUCGACAACCAAAGACAUGGUAUGGCAGAUACUUCUUUAGUUUAAUUUUAUUGUUGGGAAUGUACAUAGGCAUUAUUCUUGGUGACGCAGUUACAAGCAUUCUAACCAGCCUAUACAAAACCGAAAGGUACAACACUCUAGAUGAUAUACAAAUAUGA
Messenger RNA from Acanthoscelides obtectus, 1329 nucleotides. The record is from the annotation of a GenBank genome assembly. Lineage: Eukaryota; Metazoa; Arthropoda; Insecta; Coleoptera; Chrysomelidae.